Molecule: messenger RNA, 1227 nt
Organism: Lampris incognitus (smalleye Pacific opah)
Lineage: Eukaryota; Metazoa; Chordata; Actinopteri; Lampriformes; Lampridae
Gene: mob2a
Product: MOB kinase activator 2a
Exons: 5
Coding region: 297-1022 (241 amino acids)
Biological process (GO): signal transduction; positive regulation of protein phosphorylation
Cellular component (GO): cytoplasm; nucleus
Molecular function (GO): protein kinase activator activity
Source: RefSeq, a predicted model, not a curated record
UUUGGUUUUUCUUUUUGCCCAGCGUUGUGGCUAAAGUGAACGUAGGCACUUACGUGUGCAGAUUUGUGCAUACUUCUCUCUGUGUGACCUACGUUAAAGUCCAGGAAGAAGACGUGUGUCGCACCCCUGGUUCAACACUCUGCACGCGUGCGUACGAUUACACAAGGUGCUAUGCUGGUGCCGGGACCUGCUUUCCCCCUACACCUGUAGCGGAGUGUGCAGGAGAAGAACGGAAAAGGAGGAGGAAGCUGGGUCGGAGCCUUGUUAGACCCAGCUCUGUCACUAUUGUCAGCUGGAUGGGGGUUUUGGUGUGCUGUGACUGCUUCUUCUAUAGGAAGUCGAAGACGAAGCCCAAUGGAAAGAAGCCUCCAGCAGAAGAGAAGAAGCAGUACCUGGAGGCGGAGUUUACAAAAAUCCGCGUGGUGGACUUCGACCUCAAAGAACUGGUGGUGCUUCCCAGAGAGAUAGACCUCAAUGAAUGGCUUGCCAGUAACACCACAACAUUCUUCAAUCUAAUUAACCUGCAGUACAGCACCAUCUCAGAGUUCUGCACUGGGGACACUUGUCAAGCCAUGACGGCCUGCAACACAAUAUACUACUGGUAUGACGAGAGGGGGAAGAAAACAAAGUGCACUGCUCCUCAAUACGUUGACUUUGUCAUGAGUCUUUGUCAGAAACUGGUCACAGACGAGGACAUCUUCCCAACAAAAUACGGCAAAGAGUUCCCCAAUUCGUUUGAGUCCUUGGUAAAGAAGAUCUGCCGGUACCUGUUCCAUGUGCUGGCUCACCUCUACUGGGCGCACUUUAAGGAGACGGUGGCGCUGGACCUGCAGGGCCAUCUGAACACUCUGUAUGCACAUUUCAUCGUUUUCGUAAGGGAAUUCAACCUGGUCGACCCCAAGGAGACCUGUAUCAUGGACGACCUGUCCGAAAUCCUCUGCAUCCCCGCCCCAGCCCCGGCACCCGCCACCCCAGCCUCUGCCCCCUCCCCCUCCUCACAAAACCACGUGACGGAGAGAUGAGCGGGGGGAGCUGUGGUGGACCGCCAGCCCCGGGGGUGAUAGAAGAUAAGAUAGAGGAGAGAAAGAAAGACAGCCUGGCCCCCUUCCUAGGCCUAAGGCGCCAGCAGGACUUAAGAGACCUUCCACUACCCUUAUAUUUCGCUACGACACCAACCAGCCAGCCGGAAGGAAAAGGGGGUGGGAGGGUUUUUCAAGGGGGGGGGAG